This is a messenger RNA of Artibeus jamaicensis (Jamaican fruit-eating bat), 5364 nucleotides long. It is a transcript of the gene RIMS1, whose product is annotated as regulating synaptic membrane exocytosis 1. Gene Ontology annotation, cellular component: presynaptic membrane; cytoskeleton of presynaptic active zone. The transcript has 31 exons. Bases 238 to 4962 code for a protein of 1574 amino acids. The record is from RefSeq and is a predicted model, not a curated record. NCBI's taxonomy places the organism in Eukaryota, Metazoa, Chordata, Mammalia, Chiroptera, Phyllostomidae. Gene Ontology annotation, biological process: regulation of synaptic plasticity; calcium ion-regulated exocytosis of neurotransmitter; positive regulation of synaptic transmission. Gene Ontology annotation, molecular function: small GTPase binding; transmembrane transporter binding.
GGCUGCGGGAGGCGGCCGGGCAGCCCGGAGCCUCGCUAGGGCGACCAAAACAAAGGCAGCAUCCGGGGCUGGGUGGAUGCAAACAACCAUGAAAGACUGGGCUCGCCGUUUCCCCGGCUCCGCCGCUGCCGCCGCGGCCGGGAGGGCGCCGCUGUGAGGGGAGCAGGGGCGCAGCUGCUGCUGGGCGUGAAUCCGAGAGGUGAGAGCCCGGGAGCCCGAGGAGGGGGCUGGCAGGCCAUGAAAAUGUCCUCGGCCGUGGGGCCCCGCGGUCCUCGCCCACCCACGGUGCCUCCCCCCAUGCAAGAGCUGCCCGACCUGAGCCACCUGACCGAGGAGGAGAGGAACAUUAUCAUGGCAGUGAUGGACCGGCAGAAGGAAGAGGAGGAAAAAGAAGAAGCCAUGCUCAAGUGUGUUGUCAGGGACAUGGCGAAGCCUGCUGCCUGCAAAACACCAAGAAAUGCUGAAACCCAGCCCCACCAACCUUCACCGAGAUUGCAUCAGCAAUUUGAAAGCUAUAAGGAACAAGUGAGAAAAAUAGGGGAAGAAGCACGCCGUUACCAGGGCGAGCACAAAGACGAUGCUCCGACUUGUGGAAUCUGUCAUAAAACAAAGUUUGCUGAUGGGUGUGGCCAUCUCUGCUCCUACUGCCGCACCAAAUUCUGCGCCCGCUGUGGAGGCCGUGUGUCUCUGCGAUCCAACAAUGUUAUGUGGGUAUGCAAUUUAUGUCGAAAGCAGCAAGAAAUUUUAACCAAGUCUGGGGCCUGGUUCUUUGGAAGUGGCCCUCAGCAGCCCAGUCAGGAUGGAACCCUAAGUGAUACAGCUACAGGUGCUGGUUCUGAGUUACCCAGGGAAAAGAAAGCACGGCUCCAAGAGCGGUCAAGGUCGCAGACUCCCCUGAGCACAGUAGCUGCCUCCUCCCAGGACACAGCCCCCCCAGGUGCACAGCCUGACAGGAGCAAAGGGGCUGAGCCUUCACAGCAAGCCCUGGGGCCGGAGCAGAAGCAGGCUGCAUCCAGGUCUAGAAGUGAACCUCCAAGAGAGAGGAAGAAGACUCCAGGGCCGUCUGAGCAGAAUGGCAAAGGCUCCCAGAAGGGCGAGCGGAAACGCGGGCCGAAGUCCUCGGCGCAACCUGGGGAGGGGGCCGUGGAGGAGCGGGAGCGGAAAGACCGGCGAGACAGAAGGCUGGAGAAAGGGCGGUCGCAGGACUACCCCGACGGGCCGGAAAAACGCGACGACGGCAAAGUGGCGGACGAGGAGAAGCAAAGGAGCGCGGAGGAGUACCAGACUAGGUACCGAAGCGACCCGAACCUGGCGCGGUACCCGGUGAAAGCGCCGCCGGAGGAGCAGCAGAUGCGCAUGCACGCGCGGGUGUCCCGCGCGAGGCAUGAGCGGCGCCACAGCGACGUGGCGCUCCCACGCACCGAGGCGGGCGCCUCGCCGCCCGAAAGCAAGGCCGGGAAGCGAGCGCCGGCCGCGGGCAGGGCUUUGCCGCCGGACUCGCAGCGGGCCUACCCGACCGAGAGGACUGCGGAAGCCAGGGCGCCGGGCGCCAAGCAGCUAACGAACCACAGCCCGCCGGCUCCCAGGCAUGGGCCGGUCCCCGCCAAAGCCCUGGAGCCCAAAGCCCAGGAGCCCCUCAGGAAGCAGAGCCGCCUGGACCCCAGCUCGGCAGUCCUCCUGCGGAAGGCCAAGCGCGAGAAGGCGGAGAUCAUGCUGCGGAACGACUCGCUGAGCUCGGACCAGUCCGAGUCGGUGCGGCCGUCUCCGCCCAAGCCCCACAGGCCCAAGAGGGGCGGCAAGAAGAGGCAGAUGUCAGUGAGCAGCUCGGAGGAGGAGGGCGUGUCCACGCCGGAGUACACCAGCUGCGAGGACGUGGAGCUGGAGAGCGAGAGCGUCAGCGAGAAAGGUGAUUUGGAUUAUUACUGGUUGGAUCCUGCCACGUGGCAUAGCCGGGAAACGUCACCAAUUAGUUCGCAUCCUGUGACGUGGCAGCCGUCUAAAGAGGGGGACCGGUUAAUUGGACGCGUUAUCCUUAACAAGAGAACAACCAUGCCCAAAGAGUCAGGUGCACUGCUAGGUCUCAAAGUUGUUGGAGGAAAAAUGACUGACUUAGGACGCCUUGGUGCCUUCAUCACCAAAGUAAAGAAGGGUAGCCUUGCAGAUGUAGUUGGACAUUUAAGAGCAGGGGAUGAAGUUCUAGAAUGGAAUGGUAAACCCCUGCCGGGAGCUACAAAUGAAGAAGUUUACAACAUUAUUUUAGAAUCAAAAUCAGAACCUCAAGUUGAAAUUAUUGUUUCAAGGCCUAUUGGUGACAUUCCACGGAUUCCUGAGAGCUCUCAUCCUCCUCUGGAGUCCAGUUCAAGUUCUUUUGAAUCUCAGAAGAUGGAAAGGCCUUCCAUUUCUGUUAUUUCUCCGACAAGUCCUGGAGCUCUAAAAGAUGCCCCGCAAGUCUUACCAGGACAACUUUCUGUGAAACUGUGGUACGAUAAAGUGGGGCACCAGCUGAUUGUAAACGUCCUGCAAGCAGCAGACCUGCCUUCUAGAGUAGACGGGCGCCCCCGGAAUCCCUAUGUAAAAAUGUAUUUUCUUCCAGAUAGAAGUGAUAAAAGUAAAAGGAGGACCAAAACAGUAAAGAAAGUACUAGAACCAAAAUGGAAUCAAACUUUUGUCUAUUCGCAUGUACAUCGUAGAGAUUUUAGAGAACGAAUGUUAGAAAUAACGGUGUGGGACCAACCCAGAGUACAAGAAGAAGAGAGUGAAUUUCUUGGAGAGAUUCUCAUAGAAUUGGAGACGGCCCUUUUAGAUGAUGAACCACAUUGGUACAAACUUCAGACACAUGAUGAAUCUUCACUACCUCUGCCUCAGCCAUCACCUUUCAUGCCAAGGCGACACAUUCAUGGAGAAAGCUCCAGCAAAAAACUACAAAGAUCUCAGCGAAUCAGUGAUAGUGACAUCUCAGAUUAUGAGGUUGAUGAUGGUAUUGGAGUAGUUCCUCCAGUAGGUUAUAGGCCUAGUGCUAGAGAAGGUAAAUCUACAACGUUAACUGUGCCAGAACAGCAAAGAACAACUCAUCACCGUUCACGCUCGGUGUCUCCUCAUCGCGGCGAUGAUCAGGGAAGGCCGCGCUCACGUUUACCAAAUGUGCCAUUACAGAGGAGUUUAGAUGAAAUUCAUCCAACAAGAAGGUCACGUUCUCCAACCAGACACCAUGAUGCCUCUAGAAUCCCAGUUGAUCACAGGUCCAGAGACGUGGACAGUCAGUAUUUAUCUGAACAAGACAGUGAGCUUCUUAUGCUGCCCAGAGCAAAACGAGGACGAAGUGCAGAAUGCCUACAUACUACCAGUGAACUGCAGCCCUCCCUUGACAGGGCUAGGAGUGCUAGUACCAACUGCUUGAGACCAGACACUAGUUUGCAUUCACCAGAACGAGAAAGGGGUAGAUGGUCCCCCUCCCUAGAUAGGAGACGACCUCCUAGCCCCAGGAUUCAAAUCCAGCAUGCAUCACCGGAGAAUGACAGGCACUCCAGAAAGUCUGAAAGAUCUAGCAUCCCAAAACAGACUAGGACAGGCAUUGCCUCUGAUGCAGAAAGGACGCACCGACAAGGAAGUCCACCCCACUCCCCUCCCGCAGACCCCACCUUCGGCAGUCGAAGGGGAAGGCAGCUCCCACAAGUGCCAGUGAGAAGCGGCAGUAUAGAACAAGAGCAAGAAAAAUAUAACUCUUCUACAAAAGCAAGCUUAGUAGUGGAGGAGCGAACGAGACAGAUGAAAAUGAAAGUGCAUCGAUUUAAGCAGACAACAGGGUCUGGUUCUAGUCAAGAACUUGAUCGCGAGCAAUAUUCCAAGUAUAACAUACAUAAAGAUCAGUACAGAAGCUGUGAUAACGUCUCUGCCAAAUCAUCAGAUAGUGAUGUCAGUGAUGUGUCCGCCAUUUCCAGAACCAGCAGUGCCUCCCGCCUCAGCAGCACAAGCUUUAUGUCAGAGCAAUCUGAGCGCCCCAGGGGUAGAAUCAGUUCAUUUACCCCUAAAAUGCAAGGCAGACGGAUGGGGACUUCAGGAAGAGCCAUCAUGAAGAGCACCAGUGUGAGUGGAGAGAUGUACACACUGGAGCAUAAUGACGGCAGUCAGUCGGACACGGCCGUGGGUACAGUGGGAGCAGGUGGAAAGAAACGGAGGUCGAGCCUGAGUGCCAAAGUGGUCGCCAUAGUGUCUCGAAGGAGUAGAAGCACAUCCCAACUAAGCCACACAGAGUCCGGCCACAAGAAGUUAAAAAGCACCAUACAGAGAAGCACAGAGACAGGAAUGGCGGCCGAAAUGAGGAAGAUGGUGAGGCAGCCCAGUCGUGAGUCCACGGACGGCAGCAUCAACAGUUACAGCUCCGAGGGCAACUUAAUAUUUCCUGGCGUGCGCCUGGGAGCAGACAGUCAGUUCAGUGAUUUUCUCGAUGGACUGGGACCCGCCCAGCUUGUCGGCCGCCAAACCCUGGCCACCCCUGCAAUGGGCGAUAUACAAAUUGGAAUGGAGGAUAAAAAGGGCCAGUUAGAAGUCGAAGUUAUCAGAGCCCGAAGCCUCACGCAAAAGCCUGGUUCCAAAUCGACACCUGCUCCAUACGUCAAAGUGUAUCUUUUGGAAAACGGGGCCUGUAUAGCUAAGAAGAAGACCAGAAUUGCACGGAAAACCCUUGAUCCUUUGUAUCAACAGUCCCUGGUUUUUGACGAAAGUCCACAGGGUAAAGUUCUUCAGGUGAUUGUCUGGGGAGACUAUGGCAGAAUGGACCAUAAAUGCUUUAUGGGAGUGGCUCAAAUCUUGUUGGAAGAACUCGACCUGUCCAGUAUGGUAAUCGGAUGGUACAAAUUGUUCCCGCCGUCGUCACUGGUGGAUCCCACACUCACUCCCCUAACCCGCCGGGCUUCCCAGUCAUCUCUGGAAAGUUCAACUGGGCCUCCCUGCAUUCGAUCAUAGUGAACUCACACCACAGUCAUUCCAAUACAGCUCUACCUUUCAAGAUAAUAAUUUGAACCAGAUAUUUCAUGAUCAAAAGCAUUGUUGGAGACAAUCAACUUGUGUUUUGCCUGUAGUAGUUUUUCAGUAAUGUGUCCCAGUAGUUGUUUCAAUCCCAGCUUCGUACGACAGAACAAGGCAGUCUGUGAAAUUACAGUAGGAGCCAACGUGCUAGUGAGAGUCACUGAUGCUUCUACCACACAGAAAAAGAGAAAACUUCAUAUUUGCGCACACACACACAGCAAACAGGACGAACUGGAAACUCUCACUCUGUGAAAGUUGUGUUUUACACGUUCCUACACAGGCCACAAGCAGUGUUAUUUCCCCCAUUGUUUAAGAAGUUUCGUUCUUUUGUGUUUUGUC